Messenger RNA from Acaulospora morrowiae, 4599 nucleotides. The record is from the annotation of a GenBank genome assembly. NCBI's taxonomy places the organism in Eukaryota, Fungi, Glomeromycota, Glomeromycetes, Diversisporales, Acaulosporaceae.
AUGUCGUCAUUAGGUGCGAUGGUAAAGUUUUUUGUCAUAAUCUGCUUCUCGUUCUUGGUAAUCGGCAAUUUCGGUUUUGUGGAAUCAGCGGUAUCAAGAGCAGCUGACGGAAGCGAUAAUAAUCCUGACAAUCCAUUGGCAGCAAAAGCAGGAAAUUAUUUUUUAAGAAAUAUCACAGACUUUAAUUUUAAUAAGAACAACAAUACACCAGUAAAUUCGCUGACAGACGUAACCGACUACUUAUCGGGAAGCAAUAGCACAAGUGUCAGAUGCACCGACCCCAUUCCUUCUGGACUUUAUCCUCUCCCAAGAUGUAUAUCUAAUAUAUUGUGCAGUUACAACCUUUCCGAUUAUGAAACUCAAAAAGAAUCAAGCUACCGAUCGCGCAGAAGUACUAGUCACUUUAUAACUUUUUUUGGUGAAUUCGUCUCAUUUGACCUUAUUAGCUCAAGGGCCAAUACAACAAACUACACUUAUGUGUACAUGCCGGCCGACGACUCUUCCUAUGAUCUCAAUAACCCCCUUGGGCAAACCGGCAAAACAUUCCUACCAGCAAAUCGAUCCGAUUUUAAUAACGGCACGAAUCCUCAGUAUUCGGGAUAUAAUUUCGUAACGCCUUUCUUAGACUUGAACAAUAUCUAUGGGUAUUCACAAUCUCGAGAAUCGUAUCUCCGUGAAAAUGUCAUGGGAAAGUUAAAGGUUAGUACGACUGAUGGACUUUCAUAUCCGCCUAAAGACGACAACGGAGCGUACGUUUGGGGUGCCGUAUCGAUACGAUCGCCUAGUAUUUUCACACUGGCAAUUCAGACCAUUUGGAUUCGUGAACAUAAUCAAAUGUGUGAGAAGUUAUAUAAGCAACAUCCAGAAUGGUCAGAUGAAGAACUUUUUCAGGAAGCUAAACGUUGGAAUAUAGCAUUCUAUCAAAAAGUCGUUACCGAAGAAUACCUUGGUAUUUUACUAGGUCAUCCAUUGCCUGCCUAUCAAUCUUAUAACAAGGACAUAAAACCUGGUAUAGAUACUUUCUUUGCCACAGUAGCAUUCCGAUAUGGACAUAGUGAACUUAGUGACAAUUACCUGAUCCAGAAUGAGAUUCCUGAAAUUGUGGCGACUGUGCCGUUCAGACAGUUAAAUAGAUCAGAUCUAUUAACAACAUUUGGGGUAGAGACGAUACUUAGAUCGAUGGCGCUACAGCGACAGGAAGAGGUCGACAUCUUUUUGGCGUCUGCUACGAAGAAUGCGAUUAGCCCAGAACCUAAUACGUACGAUCUGGCGGCCUUUGACAUUAUAAGGUCUAGAGAUCGCGGGAUUCCAUUAUAUAACGUAGUACGCCAAUCUUUCGGAAUCCCAAAGGCGAAUUCAUUUGCGGAUAUUACUAGCAAUUCACUUAUCCAAUCAAAUUUAGCCAGGGUGUAUUCAUCUGUCGAUCAAGUAGAAGCUUGGGUAGGUGUAUUGAGCGAAGACCAUUUAGAUGGAUCAAAUUUUGGUAGAACGUUGAGCGCUAGUUUUGAAGCACAGUUUUCAAAUGUCAGAGACACAGAUAUCUUCUGGUGGGAAAAUCCCAAGAGCCCUACUCCAUUUAGCGACGCCGAUAAAGCAAUAUUGAGGAGCACCACAUUUAGGGACAUCAUUAUGCGUAACAUUAAUAGCAGCGUUUAUUUUCCUCAAAAUAUUUGGACCGUGCAGCCACAAUCAAAACUAAAUGGUGAUGACACCGAUUAUCCAAAUAAGAUCGAAGCCUGGCCUCAGUAUAUCAUAUUCUAUAGGAUUGAUGGUGUUUCGAGCAAAACCAUUGACUUUAAAGUUGAGCUACAAACGUCUGGUGGCAAAGGAUGGUUUGGAAUGGGAUUUGGUCCAGAUGAUCUUGGUAUGAAGGGGGCGGACUUCUACAUUGGAAUUGUUGAUCAAAAUAUCACAUUGAAGAAUUAUCACGCAGAUCCCAACGUUUAUCAUCCUCCCAUAGUCGAUCAAGAUCAGACCGUUAUUGUUCGCAAGGCAUUUCUUAGUAGCACAGGCGUUGCGACGGUUGAAUUUACGAGGUCGUUGGAUGCAGCGAGGCCGGGAAAAAAGUCUAUCGUUAAUGGGGCUAUGAAAUUCAUCAUGGCCUACAAUCCAGUUAGCUCACAAUUUUCUUAUCACGGAAACAAUCGUAUUUUGAUGAAUAUCGAUUUUUAUAAUAAUAUCAUUUCAUCGUCGGUUAUAACGGGUAUGCAGUUAACCACAAAGGCAAUUCACGGUGCUUGUAUGUUCCUUGUUUGGUGUAUUCUAUUCCCGGCUUCAGUUUUCUUGGUUCGAUAUUUUAAGCAUCGCAACGACCAUCUCGCCAUCCAUCAAUUUGUACAAUUGCUUGGAGGCGCGAUAGUAUCAACAGUCGGUGUUGCCGCUAUUACUACUGUGCAAUAUGUCCAGUCGCCGCAUGCAUGGUUUGGUCUGUUCAUAUUUUCCUGUUCAUUUAUUCAACUUGCUUUAGGCUUAAUAGCCAUGUGGGGACAGACAUCCGUUGUUUCUGUUAAUAAGGGUUACCCUCGUUUCGUGAAACGCACUCACAAAUUCUUUGGAGCUACUUUGCUUCUAGCGGCUUGGGCCAAUGUGUAUCUUGGCAUCGACACUUUCUGCACCACUUAUUCUUACGAUUCAACUCUGUAUAAGGCAGUCUACAUUGGUUGGCUUAUUAUAUUGGUAUCGGUCUUUGUAUUUGGUGAAUUUUGGUGGAUUCGACAAGGCACACUAAACAAAUUGGUUUGCAUGGACGAAGAUGAAUCGAUAAUCGAAAAAAGAUCCAUGAUACAUACUUAUAUUAAUCAUGAGGAAUAUUUGAAUUUACCGGAAUUUACUUGGGAUGAAUUUAACGAACGCGUCCAGAGUGGGGCUUAUUUGGUUGUUUGCGAUAACCUGGUUGCGAAUGUGAGAAAAUGGAUCGGAGCUCACCCGGGUGGUUCACAAAUUCUCGAACGUGUUAUCGGUACCGACAUCACAAGGGACUUUUUCAACAUGCAUAAAAAAGAUGUAAUUAAUGAAGAAAUUGAUUCGUCAGAGACUCCUUUGUUGCAAAAUGAAAAACCCCUUGGAUCAAUUGUGACAUCGGUUUUGGAGAAGUACACUUCACAUCUGACAAGGACUCUUCCAAAACAGAAAAAAAACUCUAUUGCAGAAUUUAUUGACACGAUGAAUGUUAAAUAUUAUUUAUCUGUUCCAUUGGCAACUCAUACUCAUAGUCGAUUUGCGACAAGAAAAUUAGCAUCAUUAGUGGUUGGUCGAAUAAAAGAAAGCGAAAAAACGAGUAUCAAAAUAAAACCUAUCGAGAAUCUCAACGACAAAUCCAAAGAAGACCUCUUGGAUGAGAAUAUGAUUUCACAUAAGAAAUUUAGUCGAUACAAAAUCACCAGCAAAUCGCCGGUUAAUGCGAGUACGAAAUAUCCGGUGAUGCGCUUCACGUUCACCAAGGUUCAUCAAGUGGACCAAGGCGAGAAUGCGAAUGAUUCGAGAUUUUUUCCCGGACAUUAUAUAGAAAUUCAAGCCAGAGUUAAGGGUCAAGUGGUGGUCAGAAGUUAUACUCCAUUGGAAGGAACAAUGUUAAAAUCUUUUUCGAUAUACGUUAAAAUCUAUCCGUAUGGUCUCAUAUCACAGCAUCUGAACGAGCAAUUAAUUGGUUACGAAGUUCGAGUUCGUGGACCAUUUGAUGUAAUGGAAAGACAAAUGCGCAUUUCCUUGAAAACAAAUAGCUAUAUCAGUUCACCCACAUCCAGUUCUCCAUAUCUGGGACUUGAUGAAGAUGGUUUUGGCGGAAAAACGUCUUUGUUGAACCCGAACAGCUCGGAUGGAUGCUGGGAAAUGCUGUAUAUGAUCGCUGGCGGUACCGGGAUCACACCAAUGUUGCAGCUGAUCAGGUAUCAUCUGGAACAAGUUUUAAAACGAGGGAAAGGUUCUCGCGUGCAAAUGAAUUUGCUAUUUGGUAAUCGCGAAGUCGAUGAUAUAAUUGACGCUCAAUUACUUGAAGAGCUCGCGUUUUCAAGCCGAGGAAUGCUCACCAUCAAAUACUGUCUCUCGAAACCACCGUCUGCAUGGGGAGGAAUUCAUGGACGUGUCAGUGGUGAAGUUGUAAGAGAGUGGUUGAACUCGGUGCAUGAUGAAUCAAGUCAGUCACCAAUACAGGAUCGUCAAAGUUCCCUAACAUCGGAUCUGACGACAGAUAAGGUACGAACCACACCCCGUCCAUUACCACCUUUGCCCACGGAAAGAUCAUAUCAUUAUCGAGGGUCAAAUCCGAAUUCAGUAAGUUACGCAUCGGAUUAUUCCCUCCCGCAGAGUGCGUUGUCUGGAGGUCGUACUUUGCCCGUAUCCUUACAACCUGCUACGCCGCCGUCGCCACCACCGGUCAAUUACACGCCUUUAAAUACGAUAAUAAAUUCGGAGAUUGAAGAGGUAACGGAUGCGUCAUCGUUUUCAAUGGACCAAAGAAGUCGAUUGACGCUAAACACAAGGAACCUUAGUUAUAAACGGUCAAAAAUCAUUGUGUGUGGUCCAUACGAAAUGAUGACCGUCGUAGAACAGACUUUACUUUCCAUGGGUUAUAAUAACGAUGAUUUUAUCAUGUUGAAUUAA